UACAGGGAAGGCAGGGUCCUUUCUUGGGGCGGUCGCGCAGGCAGCGGCUGCGAGUAGCCGGACUCAGGGCGCAAUGUACUACAAGUUUAGUGGCUUCACGCAGAAAUUGGUGGGAGCAGGGGCUUCCGAUGCCUAUAGCCCGCAGGGGUUAAAGCCUUUGGUUUCCACAGAAGCACCGCCUAUCAUAUUCGCCACACCAACGAAACUGACCUCCGAUUACACUGCGUAUGACUAUGCUGGGAGGAACAAAGUCCCAGAGCUACAGAAGUUCUUCCAGAAAUCCGACGGCGUGCCCAUCCACCUGAAACGGGGCCUGCCUGACCAAAUGCUCUACCGGACCACCAUGGCGCUGACGGUGGGAGGGACCAUCUACUGCCUCAUCGCCCUCUACAUGGCUUCGCAGCCCAGGAACAAAUGAGUGGGGCUGCAGAGGACUGGUUUUUGGCAUAAACCCUUUGAAUUUUUAUUGUUUCUGUAAAAAAAUUUUUUUUUUUUACUUGAAUGGCCUUAACAUUUUGCAAGAAAAAAAUAGAAUGGUAAUAAGACAGUAUUUGAUUUGUUUAUGAAAUGCACAUGGCCUGAGAGGGCUCAUUCAGCAGGUAAAACUGUUGUUCAAAGAAAUGCUGCUGCUCUCUGAGUCUGCGCCCUCGGGCUCCCUGGAGGCUCCGGGCGGAGGCUGCAUACAGGCUCACUAAUGGCAGCCUGUGCCGAGGUCCUUGGGGACUCACGGCCGCCUUGUUGAGCGUGAGGUGCAGGAGCCUCUCUGAUUUGGAUGUGUGUGAGGACGGAAGACAAAAGCCAAGGCCAGGUGCACGAAACAAGGGGCUUGAGUUUGUAGUUUACCUUGGGGAUUUUCCCAUCUUGCCGUAAAACGUUAACAUAUUAUUUGCAGCGUGCUUCUGUUCAUUGGGCAGUUUGUUUCAAAGGGUUAUUUGCCUCAUCUCAGAUCUUUAGUAAAUUUUAUGUGUCAUUAUUAUGUAUUUAUUCCACCAUGGGAACAGAACACCUGUUUAGUGUUGCAUUGUAGACUGAUGUCUGUUUUAUUAAUGAAGCUGUGACACAGAGUCCCCUUUACCUUUUAAAAAUGUUAUGACUUUUAAAUUAUGAUUUAUUUUGAUUGUGGAAUAAAUACAUGAAUGAAAAAUUUCAAA
This is a messenger RNA of Phyllostomus hastatus (greater spear-nosed bat), 1151 nucleotides long. RefSeq names its product cytochrome c oxidase subunit 7A-related protein, mitochondrial (gene COX7A2L). The record is from RefSeq and is a predicted model, not a curated record. NCBI's taxonomy places the organism in Eukaryota, Metazoa, Chordata, Mammalia, Chiroptera, Phyllostomidae. Gene Ontology annotation, biological process: mitochondrial electron transport, cytochrome c to oxygen; regulation of oxidative phosphorylation; mitochondrial respirasome assembly. The coding region runs from base 74 to 418 and encodes 114 amino acids. The transcript has 3 exons.